UCCGCUCCGACAGCUAAAUAAAUACAUAUAUGUAUAUCAAUUAAAUGUAGAGUUUUAUAUGUAUGAGUUUAUAUAAUUAUUAUUUUAACAUAUGAUUUAAGAAAUUAUAUUCACAUUAUUAGUUAUAAAAGUAUUAAAAUGAAAAAAGUGAAGAAAUUUUUUAUGAUAUUUAUAACUUUUUCUUAAGUUUGUCUUUCUUAUAACAAUUUAAAAAUUUAAAAACAUAUAGUUUCAUUGCUUCUUUUAUUUUUUAUUUUAUAUAUCAUGUAAAAAUAUUUGAAAGAACAAAUUUAUCUCAUUUUUAGAUUAUUUGUAUUAACUAAAACAAAAUGAUAUAUCCAUAAUAUUUUUAAAUAUUUGUAAAUAUCUACAAAUUUUUCAAAUAUUCAAUUUUCUGGAUAUUUGUAUUUUCCGGAGCAAAACAAAUCAAAAAAAUUGAUAUCUGUAAUAUACGAAGCAAAUAUGAAUACCUCUAAAAAUUUGGAUAUCUGAUCUGUGCACAGUCCUAAUCACAAAGACCAACCCUAAUAUUGCAAAGAUUAUAGAUAAUUUAUUAAAGAUUUCAAUAAAAUAAUUUUUUUAAACAAAUUUGAGAGAUUCUGCUAUAAAAGAUUCUCUUAAAAUUUGGUGGCAAAAACUAAUAUUCCACUUUGUGUAUGUCUAUAACCAAUUCUAGUUAUCAUGAUUGCCAUACACUUCACUAAUUCAGACACAUCCGUUUAGAUUAUUGGCUACAAUUUUAUUUGAUUUCAAAUCCUUAAAACAUAAGUAUAUGGUCAAAGUCAACAAAUCUUCUAGUCUAGCCAGACAUUAAAUGAAAAAAUGAAAAUGCAAAAUCACUUGAAAACUAGGUCAGAGUCGGUUUUCUGACUUUUGUCAAACAAAAUGCCACUUUUGUUGAUGGUUUUGGGUUCGCUGACCAUCGGUAAACCGUAAUUAUUUUAACUUGGAAUAGUUUUUGAAAAUUGGGGUGUUCAAUAUUUCUUAGAUAUUGGUUGUAAAGAAAACCAACACUAGAUGAAUAAAGCUUUUGUUAAACUUGAAUUGGUGUCUUAAAAGAAAAAAGCUUCCUUCUGGCGUUCUUUAACGAUGAUGAGUCUUUGAUUAUUUUUGAAGUUUUCUAAAGAAACCAAAGAACUUGAAUUAGUAUCUUCCACAUACUAAACGGAAGCUACGCCACGUUCCUAACUGAAGGACAUGUGAUACGUGCAAGAGAAGAGGGGAAAAUAUUCGAUUUCAAUUGCAAAAGGUGCGUUAGUUACGUUGAACUUGCCGAUAUUUUGGCCGACAUACGUACAUUAUUAGUCUAAGAUAACGAAUGCAAUAUUGUAGUUAAAAAGAAGCGGUGAGGCGGCAAGAUCAAAGUUAUUUUAAUUUGCCAAGAUAGCACUCUUGAGCAUCGUCCACGUAAAUAUGAACACUCUGAUAAGAGUUUACGCACUAACGUCCACGUACUGCAUUUAAGAUACUAUGCACAAUUACUUACAUUCGUGUACGCAGGGGCGGAGGCGGAGCUAUGUUAUGCAUAAGGGGUUCACGUCCCCCAGUUAAUUUGUGAAUUUUAUUAAUGUGUUUACGCAUUAUCGUCCACGUACAUUUUAAGAUACUAUGCACGUUUACUUUACAUUCGUGUACGCAGGGGCGGAGCUAUGUUGUGCAUAAGGGGUUCACGUGCCCCCUGUUCAUUUGUGAAUUUAAAAUUAUUUAGCUGAAUAUAUAUUUAGUUAAUGUCUUAGAAAACUGGUUGUAUUUUCUUCAUUAUGCCCCACUAGUUUAAAGAUUAAAUUGAUUUUGCCCCCAUUAUUUAUGUUAUGCAUAAGGGGUUCACGUGCCCCCAGUUUAUUUGUGAAUUUUAUAUUAUUUUGCUGAAUAAUUUAGUUAAUGUCUCAGAAAAUUGGUUGUAUUUCUUCAAUAUAUGCUCCCACUAGUUUAAAGAUUAAUUUGAUUUUGCCCCCAUAAUCCAGACCUGCACAUCAUUUAUUUUACAAUAAAUAAUAGUAUAAUUCAAAAUUAUAUUACAUUUCCACCACUAUACAAUUAUCAUGGCUCUGCCACUGCGUAUACGUACAUAUUAUUAAUAUAGUCUCUACUACAGAAGGUUAUCUUUGUAAUACACAGACCAAAAAUCUAAAAAAGAAGGUUAUGGAAACAGUCUAUGGUCUCUGUCUUCUUUUUCUUACGUAUCAUGAUACUGUCAACUGAUUGUAGUUUUGGGGUUUUCUGCGUAACCAACAAAUCGUCGAGUUUCAAUCCAGAUAGAAGUAUAGAUCCGACCAACCUCCUCCUCUUCUUACACUCCUUCAAUUUAAGGAGUGUAAGUGAAGAAACGUUUUCAUCCCUGUCGAGUGCUUUUGUGACAUUAAAAGGUUUCUCGCGUAACGUUUCCUUAAUGAAAGAGAAAGGCAGUGAUCAAUCUCAAUACUCACGGACAAGAAGACUUUCAACCGUUGUUUGAGUACUCCUUGUUCAAGUUUUUACUCAACUUGCUUUUGUGUUCGGUUUUUCGAGCGCAAUGGAGAAACCACCUCCUAAUGAGCUUCUGAAGAAGUUACUAGAGCUAGAGCAAAGCCACGAGCAUCUAAAGCAGGAGAUGUCUAGGCUCAAGGUAUCUACGGAGCUUACUCAACAAUCGCAUUCUGUGUGGCCGUAUCAGCCUGCGAGGAGAAACAUCGGCGAGGGAGCUCCAGCGAGGAGGAAGAGCGUCCCUGCCGCGUUUCAGAAGCAGAAAUGUAUCCAAGAUUCAAUCAACUUGAGAAAUGGAGUAGGUGGAAUAGGAAGAAGAUCAUCGGUUGGAAAGUUCACGAAUAGACAGUACUUUAAUAUCCUGCAGUCGAUUUCACAAUCUGUUCAUGUCUUCGAUCUAAAUAUGCAAAUAAUAUUUUGGAAUGCCAUGUCUGAAAAGAUUUAUGGGUACACAGCUGAAGAAGUAGUUGGGAAGAACCCAGUUGAUGUAAUGGUAGAUGAACGAGAUGCUCCUUUUGCUAGAGGUGUUGCUCAACGUUGUGUCAGUGGAGAGAGCUGGACCGGCGAGUUUCCUCUGAAGAGCAAAUCAGGGGAGAGAAUUUUAGCUGUCUGUACGUGUUCUCCCUUCUACGAUGAUGAAGGUUCUUUGGUUGGGAUCAUUUCUAUCACAGGUAACACUGAACCUUAUAUGCACCCGAGAGUCCCUUUGGCUACGUUAAAGGCAAAAGAAGAUGAAGGGAGCUCUAGCACUGGAAAGAAUGGUUUUGCGUCUAGACUUGGUUUUGGAACCAAUGGAGCUGGCCUUGACUCUCAUCAGCCUAUACAAACUGCUAUAGCAUCAAAGAUAUCAUUUUUGGCAUCCAAGGUGAGCAACAAGGUCAAGUCGAAAAUGCGAGUAGGUGACAGUGGUGCCACACUCUCUAAAGGGGUAUGCGGUGCUACUCUCUCUGACAACAGUGACAAUGCAUCAUUAAGUGGUGUUAGCAUACAAAGAGGGGAUCUUAUCUAUCCUCCUUUUGGUGUAUUCUCAUGUGAUGAAAGUGAUGGAAAUACUACAGCCCCUAAGAUUCCCACCCCAAAGGCUGAGCAUGAAGUUUCAAAAGGGAGGCCAACUCAUUCUGGAUGGCCUUGGUUACCGGAUGAACAAGAGAAAGAUAGGUCUCACCAGAUUAGUCCAUUUUGUGAUGUUAACUCUGGAAGCGAUUCCUCUGAUAGUAGUAAGCAAGACAACAUCGAGGCUUCUAGUAUGUGGUCUUCCUCUGUAAACGCGAACAGCACACGCAGCACUAGUACCUGUGGAAGUGCCAGCAGCAGUGGUGUGAACAAUAAUGAUGAUACUGAUAGUGAUUACCUGGAAUAUGAAAUUCUAUGGGAUGAUUUGACCAUCGGAGAAGAUAUCGGAAGAGGUUCAUGUGGGACUGUCUAUCACAGCCUCUGGUUUGGAUCUGAUGUAGCUGUAAAAGUGUUCUCCAAACAAGAAUAUUCUAAAGAGGUCGUGCAAUCUUUUAGACAAGAGGUAUCGCUGAUGAGAAGACUUCGACAUCCUAAUGUCCUUCUGUUUAUGGGAGAUGUGACUUCACCUCCGCGUCUCUGUAUAGUGUCAGAGUUCCUUCCACGUGGAAGUCUCUUCCUUCUACUACGAAGGAGCGCAUCAAAACUGGACUGGAGGCGGCGUAUUAAUAUGGCCUUGGACAUUGCUCGCGGUAUGAACUAUCUUCACUGCUGUAGUCCACCCAUUGUCCAUCGUGAUCUCAAGUCGUCAAAUCUGCUGGUAGACAAGAACUGGACUGUUAAGGUAGCUGACUUUGGUCUUUCGCGUAUCAAACAUGAAACAUACCUAACUUCCAAGUCCGGGACGGGGACGCCUCAAUGGAUGGCACCAGAAGUUCUUCUAAAUGAGUCUGCCGAUGAGAAGUCUGAUAUUUACAGCUUUGGAGUAGUACUCUGGGAGCUUGCCACAGGGAAGAUCCCAUGGGAAACUCUCAACUCCAUGCAGGUGAUCGGAGCUGUGGGGUUCAUGAACCAGAGGCUGGAGAUUCCAACGGACAUUGAUCCUCGUUGGAUCUCUUUAAUACAGAGCUGUUGGCACAGCGAUACGAAGCUGAGACCCACAUUCCAAGAAUUGAUGGAGGAACUAAAAGACAUGCAAAGAAAGUAUACAAUACAGUUCCGAGGACAGCUAAAACAAAACAGCUUUUAGUUCCUAAACGCACCGCUUCAAGGCAAAGAGUCUGUUCAUAAAACAAAAGGAAGAUAGAGAAUUGGCCUUAGUUCGAGAAGUUCAAACGUAGUCUUCCUUGUCGCCUCUACGAAAUUCAUUGAGGUUUCAUAUCUGCGCUCUGACAUCUUGAGCAGAAGAAACAAGAACAUUCUCUUAAUGGGAUUAUUUUUCUAACAUCUUAGUUGGAUCUUGUAGGAUGGAGAGAAGAGACAGAAGAGUGCUUCAGAAGUUCAGUGUGUCAGUGUGAAGCACAUGGAAUACGCAGUCAAAGUAGAGACGUACACACACUCUAAAGCCAACAACCUCGUACUCCAGAAGAGACUGGAGCAGUCAUGAGAAUCUUGUACACACUACUACUUAUUCUCAUCAUAUUAUUAAUUAUGAGGCUUUUGUGUAUAUAUGUAUAGUUAUUUGUUCUGUAUAUCAUCUUUGUGUUUUGUUGUGAUUUCACAUAACUUUCUGGUUAUUUACAUCAAAAGUCCCCAUGUGAAUCUUAUAGUUUUCUAUAGAAACCAGUAACUUCAAACCUAUAAUAUCCAAAUGCUAAACGAAAACUCUGAUGCCACCUUAGCAAGUUAGCAUUUAUAACGAAGAACAUAUGUGAUAUCAGCAAGAAGAUAGCGAGUUUAAAUUAAUUUUCAUUUCCAUUUUCAGUUAUGUUGUAAUUUGUAAACAUCUAAUAAAAUUUUUAAUGGUUUUCUCUCUUUGUUUUGCUAUAACCCUGAAUUUGAACCUUUUAAAGCUAUUAAGAAAAGAAUUGCGACUUGAAAAUAUGUUUUUUUUUUUUGCACAACUAAAAAAUAUGUUUGUUUAAUACACGAACGAUCAUGGAGAUUAUUCUACCGAUUGUCACGUAACAUAUAUAAUGGCAAACUAAAAAUCAUUUUUUUUUUUUUGAAAAAGGGUUUCGAAAACUAAAAAUCUUAACAUUCAUACCAAAAGUAAAUAAAAAAAUUAGUGA
Molecule: messenger RNA, 5645 nt
Organism: Brassica rapa (field mustard)
Lineage: Eukaryota; Viridiplantae; Streptophyta; Magnoliopsida; Brassicales; Brassicaceae
Product: raf homolog serine/threonine-protein kinase Raf
Biological process (GO): protein phosphorylation; regulation of DNA-templated transcription
Molecular function (GO): ATP binding; protein serine/threonine kinase activity
Source: RefSeq, a predicted model, not a curated record